Messenger RNA from Neurospora crassa OR74A, 819 nucleotides. RefSeq lists its product as hypothetical. NCBI's taxonomy places the organism in Eukaryota, Fungi, Ascomycota, Sordariomycetes, Sordariales, Sordariaceae. The transcript has a single exon. The record is from RefSeq and is a predicted model, not a curated record. The coding region runs from base 377 to 754 and encodes 125 amino acids.
UUUUCUUUUCUAUUCACGAAAAAUACCAUUACGUCACAUGUUGGGUCAUCUACCCUCGUAGUCGCAUAGUCCGUCCUCCUUUGUCGGUUCGCUACGAUACCUGUUGGGCGCGCCAGCGAGUGCUUCCCUUUCUCGACUUUUCUUCUUUUUUUUUUUUUGGUAUCUCUUACACUAUUAUUAUUGAGAUCUGAAAAACUUGCAGGUCCUGGUCUGAGUUUUGCCUGGAGCUUCGGAGUUUUGUAUCGUUUUCAUGGCCUAGACUCUUCAUAGUCCUCUUCACCAGUCCUUUCUCACCUCCGGUCAGUGGUCGUAAGGAACCCCAAAGGGCCGCAAAGCUGGAAGGCGACGUCGAUUGACACAGGCUGGGUAAGGGCCGAUGAAGAGGACAAAGGGGAUUCGUAACCCUAGCGGAUGCUUCAUUAUGACCGACCAAGAAAAAAAAAGGGGGCAAAAUUGUAUGGAGUUCUUUGUCUACACUAUUGGUGUUGGGUACCUUUUUACCAUACCUGUUUUCUUGCUUUUCUUCUUCUGCUGGCUUGUUCGCCAGUGGUGUCGAAUUUGGGUUUUCGGACUGAAAAUCAUGGUUGAAAGGGGCGACGAAAUUAUGAGGUACGAAAGCGCUGCGAAAUUGAAAGUCAAAAUACCGAGUCUUCUUUUCAGGGUGUGCGGUGUCGGAAUAAUCGCAAAGGGCACACAAUUUCACCGCGGCGUCAUUGAACGUGUGACGAACAUAUUGGGCACACGAAACAAGUAGGGGUACGGUUUUGUAGAGCUAAAAUCAGAAUACUGGCCCACUUUAAACAAGAAUUGUUGAUUGAG